CAAAAUUAAAGGCUACGCCACGGUGCGAUGCGCCCCCUAAUUUAGCAGCAAGGUUUUGUUUACAGGGAUCUGUAGCAUUUAAUUUUCAGCAGUAGCUGCAGAACAUUGAAAUGGGCACUGUGCUAUCUACUCACCCGUUAUGGCACUGAACCCUUUUUUAUGUUUCUCCAAACACGUACCUCUCGGAACUUAGUUUUUCUCCCCUUUUCCAGGUGUCUGAUAAAGUUGGAUGGUAACAUCAUGCUUUGUCAGUAUGUGGCCAUUACUAGCAUGGUUUAUCCUCACAAUUCCUUAAAUGCAAGCUUUGGGUAAAAUCCAUACAACCAACUCCUGACUUUUGAAAGCUUCAUAAUAUUUAAAAAUCAAGUGUGUGGUGAUCACUUAAAAUGGGGAAUAGAUAUAUAAUUACACAAUGUAUGUGAAAUGUGUAGGCAGCAACAUUGGCUCCCAGAUCUCCUCAUUUCAACACAUUAGAUCACCUUAUUUCAACACAUAUAGAUAGGAUCCCAAUUACAAGAUCCUAUGACCUAGAAAAAACAUAAUCUGAUGCAUGCUGGGGAUGUUCUUAAGGCAUUAUGGGAGGGAACUUUUGCUGCAGUGUGAAAGAGCAUCUUCAACAUGGCAGCUGAGGUGCUUUCUUUGCUGGGAAAAGCUGGGAAGAGACUGGCAGGAUGGAGACUUCAGGAGUUAAUAACUCUCCAGAAGAAAAACGCUAUGGCAAAGAGAAUAAAAGCUAAGCCCACUUCAGACAAACCUGGAAGUCCAUAUCGCUCUGUCACGCACUUCGACUCGCUAGCUGUCAUAGACAUCCCUGGAGCAGACACUCUGGAUAAGUUAUUUGAUCAUGCUGUGUCCAAGUUUGGGAAGAAGGACAGCCUUGGGACCAGAGAGAUCCUAAGUGAAGAAAAUGAAAUGCAGCCAAAUGGAAAGGUUUUUAAGAAGUUAAUUCUUGGGACUUAUAAGUGGAUGAGCUAUCUCGAAGUGAACCGCAGAGUGAAUAAUUUUGGUAGUGGACUCACUGCAUUGGGACUAAAACCAAAGAACACUAUUGCCAUUUUCUGUGAGACCAGGGCCGAAUGGAUGAUUGCGGCACAGACCUGCUUUAAGUACAACUUCCCUCUUGUGACUUUAUAUGCCACGCUUGGCAAAGAAGCUGUAGUUCAUGGGUUAAAUGAAUCCGAGGCCACCUACCUGAUCACUAGCGUUGAACUUCUGGAAAGUAAACUUAAGACUGCACUGUUAGAUAUCAACUGUGUCAAACAUAUAAUUUAUGUGGACAAUAAGACUAUCAAUAAAGCAGAAUACCCUGAAGGAUUUGAGAUUCACAGCAUGCAAUCAGUAGAAGAGUUGGGAUCCAAGCCAGAAAACGCGAGCGUUCCUCCGAACAGACCAACUCCUUCGGACAUGGCUAUUGUCAUGUAUACCAGUGGUUCUACCGGCCGGCCCAAGGGAGUGAUGAUGCACCAUAGCAAUUUGAUAGCUGGAAUGACAGGCCAGUGUGAGAGGAUUCCUGGGCUGGGACCAAAGGACACUUACAUUGGCUACUUGCCUUUGGCUCAUGUGCUAGAACUGACAGCAGAGAUAUCCUGCUUUACCUACGGCUGUAGGAUUGGCUAUUCUUCUCCACUUACACUCUCUGACCAGUCCAGCAAAAUUAAAAAGGGAAGCAAAGGAGACUGUACUGUGCUGAAGCCGACACUCAUGGCGGCCGUUCCGGAAAUCAUGGACAGAAUUUAUAAGAAUGUUAUGAGCAAAGUCCAAGAGAUGAAUUAUAUUCAGAAAACACUGUUCAAGAUAGGGUAUGAUUACAAGUUGGAACAGAUCAAAAAGGGAUACGAUGCACCACUUUGCAAUAUGUUACUGUUUAAAAAGGUGAAGGCUUUGCUGGGAGGGAAUGUCCGCAUGAUGCUGUCUGGUGGAGCCCCGCUGUCUCCUCAGACACACCGAUUCAUGAAUGUCUGCUUCUGCUGCCCUGUGGGUCAGGGUUACGGACUGACAGAAUCAUGUGGUGCCGGCACAGUUACUGAAGUUACUGACUAUACUACGGGCAGAGUUGGAGCCCCUCUUAUUUGCUGUGAAAUUAAGCUAAAAGACUGGCAGGAAGGUGGCUACACAAUUCAUGACAAGCCAAACCCCAGAGGGGAAAUUGUAAUUGGUGGACAGAAUAUCUCCAUGGGGUAUUUUAAAAAUGAAGAGAAAACAGCAGAGGAUUACUCUGUGGAUGAAAAUGGCCAAAGGUGGUUUUGCACUGGAGAUAUUGGAGAAUUUCACCCUGAUGGAUGUUUACAGAUUAUAGAUCGGAAGAAAGAUCUGGUGAAGUUACAAGCAGGAGAAUAUGUAUCCCUUGGGAAAGUUGAAGCUGCAUUGAAGAACUGUCCACUAAUAGACAACAUCUGUGCUUUUGCCAAAAGUGAUCAGUCAUAUGUGAUUAGUUUUGUGGUUCCUAAUCAGAAAAGGUUGACACUUUUGGCACAACAGAAAGGAGUGGAAGGAACUUGGGUCGAUAUCUGCAAUAACCCUGCCAUGGAAGCUGAAAUACUGAAAGAAAUUAGAGAAGCUGCCAAUGCCAUGAAUCUGGAGCGAUUUGAAAUUCCUAUCAAGGUCCGCUUGAGUCCAGAGCCAUGGACCCCUGAAACCGGUUUGGUCACUGAUGCUUUCAAACUGAAGAGAAAGGAACUGAAGAACCAUUACCUCAAAGACAUUGAGCGAAUGUAUGGGGGCAAAUAAAAUGCUUCUCUGUCAUUUACAGGUGUGCGGGAGGUGGUCUGGUGGUUUUUCAGUUCUAGCGUUUUAAGCCUUAUUGAGCUGUCUGUUAGAAUGUAAGGGGCGUAUCAUCCUAAAGACAUGGUAAAAAAAAAAAAAAAAAGAAAGAAAGAAACCCAAAGUGAUUAAAAUAGUCACGGAGUCUACUUAGUUUUUGCCUAGUUCUCAUGAAGCUGAAAUCGAAAAGUUGUUUCCUGUUAGCUGUGUCAUUAAUUUUAGAGCAAAAAUUCUGUUUUUAAAAAUUAGCCUACCAUCUGCUUGCUCUCUUAAAGGAAAAUAUUGAAUGUUGAACAAAAUUAACUGGAGUUGGUGUAGAAUGUAGUUUGAGGAAAUUUGCAUCUUCCAAUGUCUACUGUCUUCCUAGUUCAGAAGAAGCUUAAAUAUUAAGUAUGACAAAAGAAAUAUGUACUAACACUACUUCAAAGCAGAAGUAUUGCAGGGCUUUAAAAUUCUCUUCCAACAAUUUAUCUUGAAGGCAAAAUUCAAUCAUAAUAUAAUCUACAGAAUCAAACUACCUUGGAAACCAUUUUAGGAUUCAUAAUUGUUGGCGUAGGUUAGACAUAGAAUCAUUGUAAUGUUGUGAAUAAUUACAGUGCCUGAAGUCUGAAUACAACAACAUUAAAUGCACCAAAAAUUACUUAGUGAUAUAUUUAAAGGGAAAUUGUUUUUUUUUCUUUUUUUGGAAACUCAGAGGUCUGAAAUCAGUAACUGUAAUUAUUGGAACGACUUAAGAGUAAAGUACAUUUUGAAGAAUGUCGAGAGCCGUCUUUCUAGGUUUGUUCAAAAGAAAGGACUGAGACCAUGGGUAAAAUGGUAAAAAGUGAAAUCGCAUUUUAACAGGAAGUAUUUUUAUUUUCUGUGUUCAAAAAGGUGAUGAAAUCCAUUAGAAUUACCACCUGGGAAAGGAUUUCAGUUCUGAAUUUAUCUUUGAUAACAGAGAUUGAUUUGAAAGUGUACUCAUAUUAAAUUAGCCUUGUAAUUUAA
Molecule: messenger RNA, 3747 nt
Organism: Leopardus geoffroyi (Geoffroy's cat)
Lineage: Eukaryota; Metazoa; Chordata; Mammalia; Carnivora; Felidae
Gene: ACSL4
Product: acyl-CoA synthetase long chain family member 4
Exons: 15
Coding region: 619-2727 (702 amino acids)
Biological process (GO): neuron differentiation; long-chain fatty acid metabolic process; long-chain fatty-acyl-CoA metabolic process
Cellular component (GO): lipid droplet; plasma membrane; endoplasmic reticulum
Molecular function (GO): arachidonate-CoA ligase activity
Source: RefSeq, a predicted model, not a curated record